Messenger RNA from Salvelinus namaycush (lake trout), 3710 nucleotides. Its product is annotated as 4-aminobutyrate aminotransferase, mitochondrial-like. The record is from RefSeq and is a predicted model, not a curated record. Gene Ontology annotation, biological process: GABA catabolic process. Gene Ontology annotation, cellular component: mitochondrion. NCBI's taxonomy places the organism in Eukaryota, Metazoa, Chordata, Actinopteri, Salmoniformes, Salmonidae. Gene Ontology annotation, molecular function: pyridoxal phosphate binding. The coding region runs from base 510 to 2012 and encodes 500 amino acids. The transcript has 16 exons.
AUGCUCUCUGAGACUCUGACAUAACAAGACAAAAUCCGUUUAUGAGUCCAAUAUAACGUUUCCUAGUUUUAUCAUUGACUGGUUCAUGUUUAGCCAGUCCGCUACAUUGACACUGUUCUGUGAAACUGAUACUUCGUGAACGUGGAUGACAUGAUUCGCUUCGAUGGAUCGUCUGGAGUUCCGCUGAACUGGGAAGCCACGUCGCUCAUUGGUCAGUAUUAGUUCCUUUUGACUACUUCGGCUUCUGCUAUUGGCUGAGCCGCAGUCAGCCUGCCCGUGGACCCGCCUCCUCCCAGCAAAACGGACAGAUUCUGAUUGAUAAUUUAAAGGCAGUCUUUCUGUUCAUCCUUCCAGUUCGCGUCUCCACCGUUUUUACAUCAAGUGUUUCAGCCAGACAGUUUUACCGCACGACCCAAGCGGACACCAAGCUCCCAGCGGUACCGGGUGAAGCCUCGGUGGCGUGAAGGCAGGUGUUGAGGACUGUCUUUCUCAUUCUGUUGUUCUGAGUCAUGGCGUCCUCUCUGCUCAGCAGGCAGCUGGCCCUCUCCCUCCAGCAGAACCUCAGGCUCACUGCACCAGGCUGCAGAUAUGUGAGUAAGGCAGCAGCGAAGACUCAGAUGGAGUUUGAAUACGAGGGGCCUUCCAUGAAGACCGAGGUCCCGGGACCACGUUCCAAGGAGCUGACCAAACGGUUGGGAGAGAUGCAGAAUGUGGGAGCAAUCAAUUUCUUCUGUAACUAUGAGGAGAGCAGAGGAAACUACCUGGUGGACGUGGACGGAAACCGCAUGCUGGACGUCUACACACAGAUCUCCUCUAUUCCUAUUGGAUACAACCAUCCCUCACUCAUUAAAGUGAUGUCCAACCCCAACAAUAUGAGUGCGUUUGUGAACAGGCCAGCUCUUGGUAUCAUGCCACCCGAGAACUUUCCGGAAAAGCUGGCGGAAAGCCUUCUCUCAGUUGCUCCUAGUGGUAUGAGUCGUGUUCAGACCAUGGCCUGUGGAUCCUGCUCAAAUGAGAAUGCAUAUAAAGCCAUGUUCAUCUGGUACAGAAAUAAGGAGAGAGGCCACAACAUCCCCUCUGAUGAAGACGUGAGCUCCUGUAUGAUCAACCAGAGCCCUGGCUGUCCAGACGUCAGCAUCCUGUCAUUUAUGGGUGGAUUUCAUGGCAGAACAAUGGGUUGCUUGGCAACGACGCACUCUAAGGCCAUCCACAAGCUGGAUGUGCCGUCAUUUGAUUGGCCGAUCGCUCCCUUCCCUAAACUGAAGUAUCCUCUGGAGGAGUUCACACGGGAGAACGCACAGGAAGAGGCCCGCUGCCUGGAGGAGGUAGAGGACCUGAUAGUCCAGUGGCGUCAGAAGGGCCGGCCGGUGGCUGGGAUAGUGAUUGAACCCAUCCAGGCUGAGGGAGGAGACAACCACGCAACACCAGACUUCUUCAAGAAGCUACGGAACAUCGCACGCAAGCAUGGCAGUGCGUUCCAUGUGGAUGAGGUGCAGACAGGUGGAGGAGCUACCGGGAAGUUCUGGGCUCAUGAACACUGGGGGAUGGACGACCCUGCUGACAUCGUCUCCUUCAGCAAGAAGAUGCUCACUGGAGGUUUCUACCAUAAAGACGAGCUGCAGGCAGACAAGGCCUACCGUAUCUUUAACACGUGGAUGGGUGACCCGUCUAAGAACCUGUUCCUGGCUGAGGUUCUGAACGUGAUCCGCCGAGAGAACCUUCUGGAGGAGGUGACCCGCUCUGGGAAGACUCUGCUACAGGGACUCUACCAACUACAGGACCAGUACCCUAACCUGUUGAGCAGUGCUCGGGGACAGGGGACAUUCUGUGCCAUCGACAUCCGUGAUGACGCCACACGCAACAGCAUCAUCCUCAGAGCCCGGGACAAGGGUGUUCUGCUGGGUGGCUGUGGAGAUCGGUCCAUCCGGUUCCGUCCUGCUCUGGUGUUUAAAGAGUACCAUGUUCACAUGUUCCUGAACGUGUUCAGCGACGUCCUGGCAGAACACAACUAGAACCCUGCCCCGGUCCCGUCCAUACUGGACUGGGCCAAACCAACAUAGGCGAAGACCAACUGGGGAUGCGGUGUAGGGGAGAGGAAGCACAAGAGUCUUAACCUAUAACAGAGGUUCACACAGUAACGCAUACACUUAAAGGGAUGCUACGGGAUUUUGGCAAUGAAGGGCUUUUUCUCCUUCCCCAGAGUCAGAUGAUACUCGUGGAUACCAUUUUUAUGUAUCUGUGUGCUGUUCGAAGGAAGUUGCUAACUAGCGCUAGCGCAAUUGCUAACUAGCAUUAGCACAAUGACUGGAAACAUUGGCUCGUGAAACUACCUCUAACUUCCUUCAACCUGGAGACACAGAGACAUAAAAAUGGUAUCUAUGAGUUCAUCUGACUCUGGGGAAGUGGAUAAAGGGCCUCACUGCCACAAUCCCGAAGUCUCCCUUUAACACAUACUCAAACACACACCAUACACACACACACACACUUGAAUAUGUCCCAUUGCUAAUGUGGCAGUCCUAGCAUUCCUCAUGUCACAGUAAUGUCCUAAUGAUACGCCUGCAAAAGGCAGAAGCACAAAACAUAGUCUUAUUUUGGUCAUAUCACACAAACCCUCCAACUCCCUAACAGAUGAAGGCACAGCCAGAUGUUUUAGAACAAACACACCUGACAGGAGUGGUUAGCAGCAAGCUAACCUAAACGAGGUUGUAAUGAUACAAAAUGGCCGCCGCACGCCGACCCUUUAGCCCCUGACCUUGAGAUGAUGUCCUAGUUUGGGUUCUGUGGGGUCCUCUGAGUGUCCUAGUUUGGGUUCUGUGGGGUCCUCUGAGUGUCCUAGUUUGGGUUCUGUGGGGUCCUCUGAGUGUCCUAGUUUGGGUUCUGUGGGGUCCUCUGAGUGUCCUAGUUUGGGUUCUGUGGGGUCCUCUGAGUGUCCUAGCUCUUUUUAACAGAACAAUUAUGUUUCCUUUUGACUUGGGUUCUCAACCCCAGACAUUGGGAUUUUGUGAAGGAGAAUAUUAUAUUAGAUGAUGUAGUGUGUCUGCAUGUUAUUGUUCCUGAACUUCCUUUGGGUUGAAGGAAUUGAGAACUGGGUUCCAGACUCACUGUACGUCAGGGCUAACAGUCUAUUUUAAACCCCCCACUUACUAACACAUAACCAUACUUACCUACAGAUAUACCCAUGUUUAAAAUUGAAGGCAGGUUUUUGCAGUCAGAACCGCUAAAUAAAAAGCUGUAUUAUAUUUGUUGACUUGUUUGGGACGUAGUCCUAUUAGAGUGCAUCUUGCCAUAUUCAUCCCGUUUCCUCGUGAAACAACUGGACUCCUUAUUGAUGUACAGCACAAGGUGUCUACGUUGUUCUCAAUGCCUGUAGUUGUUGUUGUUUUAAACGUUGUGGACAGGUUGAAAUAGCAGCAGUAACACCAAGGAGACGGCUUCAGCAUUAACCACUGUAGAAGCUUUAUAAUGUGGCCAUGACGAUGGUGAUGACGAUUACAGUGAUGAUGAUACCUGUCUUGUUAACCAGCCCAAUCAGUAUUGUAUAGAGAGCUGAUUUCCUGUUAACCCUUAACAAUAGUAGAAGCAUUGCUAUGUUUGUUUACAUUGUUCUGUGAGGUUAAAGGUUAUUGCAGAUCUCUAAUUAUUGUUGAAUUAUUGUCUAUGAAGCAUCCUCUAUGUAUCCUAAAAUAAAACCAGAAUCACAUUGUAAUGAA